Messenger RNA from Aureobasidium subglaciale EXF-2481, 1067 nucleotides. RefSeq lists its product as uncharacterized. The transcript is spliced from 2 exons. The coding region runs from base 343 to 936 and encodes 197 amino acids. NCBI's taxonomy places the organism in Eukaryota, Fungi, Ascomycota, Dothideomycetes, Dothideales, Saccotheciaceae. The record is from RefSeq and is a predicted model, not a curated record.
GUCGAACCGCCCACCCCAUGGAAGAAACCACGGCUCCGUUUCCCUAGAAAUUGGCUGCCACUAGAGAAAUGUCAAUCUGAGUUUGUCCCCUCUGUGCUGGCUCCAAUACUAUCUCAGCCUCCUAUCUUCACCUUUGCACCAAUUAGGACUCGUCUUGGUAGCAGCUCUGACUUGAUCCUUCGGCUAUCCUUGUCUUGUUCCAGUCCGGUCUGUGGCUUGGGGUACAUGUAUUUUGAGGGUAUAUAAUAUAAACAUGCUCCCGCUCUCUCCUGGAGACAUUUGUCUGUAGUUCCAGAAAUUAUCUCACCUUUCCUCAACCUCUCCCACAAUCAAAUCGUCGACAUGCGCACCGCCGCCUUCACUCUCGUUGCUGCUGCCACUUUGGCUACCGCUCAGCUCGGAAGCAUUCCCAGCUGUGCCACUUCUUGUAUCUCUCAGGCUCUGCCCGCCAGCUGCAACCUCGACCCUAAAUGUAUCUGCUCCGAUGCUAGCUUCAUCAGCACCAUCUCUUGCUGUGUUUCGACUGCCUGUGACACUUCCGGCCAAUCAGCAGCUCUUGCCUAUGCCAGUCAGAUUUGCGCUCCCGUCGGCGUGACCAACCUCCCUACCGCUGCAUCGUGUGCCUCAGGCUCCGCCUCGGGCACCAGCGCCGCUGCUGUCGCAACUGCCACUGGAAGCUCUGCAUCAACCUCUCUCUCAUCAGCGACCCAAUCUCUCUCAUCCCUCGCCUCGUCGGCUAGCAAGAUCGCAUCCUCCGCCGCAUCUUCCGGAAGCUCUUCCGCCCGCUCGGCGACCAGCUCCGCCGCAAGCGCUGCUUCAAGUGUAGCUUCCAGCGCAAGCUCUGCAGCUUCAGCACAGUCUACUGGUGCUGCUGCUACCAUGGGUCCUGCUGGUUUGGCCGGUGCUGUUGCUCUUGGCGCUUUUGCCCUCCUGUAGGGUGCUUACUUCGAGUUAUCGCUUGAUGGAUUGUUGCUAUAGCCUACGAGCUUUUGUUUAUAUGUAAUACACGAAAAUGACUAUACCCUUUUAUUGAACGUACACGCUGCUGAAAGUCUGCCUUGUUUAUG